UCAAGCCAUCACGGUUCGUUUCGGUUAAGUUAUCUCGCUGUUUUCAGAAUUGAUUUAGUAGCGUUAAAACAUUCUACAGUUUUCUGAGGAUUUUUAUUAACUUCUAUACACCAUGUCGGAGGCAUCCGAUGCACCUUUCAGCACUGUUGAGAUCAACAAUGAGAGUAGAGAUGAAGAAGAUCUCUUCGCUUCGGCGGUCCAGGAAGUCAGUCUAGAUCCAGAUGUUAAUGGUGCUCAAGAUAGUUUAGACAAGGCAACUUUAGGGGAUAUAACAUCAUCACCAGCUAUGAUAAGUAGCCCGGUUAUGGAAGAGAUAGCAACAGAGCGUGCAAAUAAUAUAAUAAUAACGGUAACAGAACCUCAAAAGAUUGGAGAAGGCAUGAGUUCAUAUGUAGCUUACCGUGUUAUAACAAAGACGAAUAUGCCAAUAUUUAGUCGACAUGAAUUUACAGUGCUACGAAGAUUUUCAGAUUUUCUAGGUCUCCAUGAAAAGUUAAGUGAAAAGUAUCUUCGUUCAGGCAGAAUUAUACCUCCUGCACCAGAAAAAAGUAUUGUUGGAACAACAAAACUAAAGAUGACAUCUACACCGUCCACGGAAAGCGCUAACGGCACCACAAACUCAGCGGGAAUGCAGUCGCAGUUCGUGGAGCGGAGACGCGCCGCCCUCGAGAGAUUCCUCAACCGCGUCGCACAGCACCCCGUUCUAUGCAUUGACCCUGACUUCAGAGAGUUUUUGGAGUCCGAUACAGAACUACCGAAAGCUACGAGUACGUCAGCCCUGAGCAGCGCAGGCAUGCUGCGUCUGUUCAACAAAGUGGGCGAGACCGUCAACAAGAUCACGUACAAGAUGGACGAGUCCGACCCGUGGUUCGAGGAGCGGUGCGCGCGCAUCGAGUCGCUGGAGAGCGGGCUGCGGCGGCUGUGCGGCGCGUGCGAGGCGCUGGCCACGGAGCGGCGCGAGCUGGCGGCGCGCGCGCACGACGCGGCGCGCGCCGUGGCCGCCGCCGCCGCCGCCGACCCGCACGCGCCGCUCUCGCGCGCGCUCUCGCACCUCUCCGACCUGCACGAGAAGAUCGAACAUUUAAGGAAUGAGCAGGCAAACACUGACUUCUACGUUCUGACGGAGCACAUCAAAGACUACCUCGGAUUGAUUGGAGCGAUCAAAGAUGUCUUCCAUGAGAGAGUUAAGGUUUUUCAAAACUGGCAACACGCGCAGAUGCAGCUAACGAAACGAAGAGAAAAUAAGGCUAAAGCAGAACUAGCCAAUAGACCCGAAAAAAUGGAGCAGGCUGCUAACGAAAUUAUUGAAUGGGAAUCGAAGGUGGAGCGCUGCCAGCAGGAGUUCGACUCGAUCUCGCGCGUCAUCAAGAAGGAGCUGGAGCGCUGGGAGGAGCUGCGCCUGUCGGAGCUGCGCGCCACGCUGCUGCGGUACCUGCACGACCACAUGCAGCACGAGGCGCAGGCGAUCCGUUACUGGGACGCGUUCCUGCCGGAGGCGCGCGCGAUCAAAUGAGUGGCGCGCCGACGGCCGCUCCGCCACCGCCGCACGCCACCCUAGCACCUCAUGUUUCGCCGUUAUCUUUGCACCGUUAAAUACAGAUUAUACAUUCACAUUGGACAGAUAUGAGCUGAACUUUGUUACGAAUUAAAUACCAUCAUAAACGUAAUGAUGCGAUUUUUAUCAGUUUCAUUAAACACACGACAGUGGCUCGGAAUGACAAUAAUAACAAAAUUUUGGGAAUUAAGUCACACGAGAUACAAAUGAGUUGGAGUCGUUUGUUUUUAACGGUGUAAAUUUGAGAUGGCGCUAGUGAAUCGAUAGACAUGUUAAUUCGUAUUAUAAUCGUUCAACUCUGUCGUCCCAUUUAUUGGCUGGUUCACAUCGGAUAUAUCUAUAGGAUAAACAUAAUGAAUAUAUGUAUAGUUAGUUAGGAUAAAGUAACAUUACUGCCGCCGGUAACGACCUUGACUGGACUUUGUUAUACCUGUAAAUUGAUGAGCAUAAGAAAGGGAUGUCUAUAGAGAAGUCGAAAUUGAAUCCCCCGGUCGGACCAAUAAAAGUCAUUGGAUUUUUCUGUAGAGAUGUUCUUAGUAGCAAGCCGGCGUCUGAAAUAUAGGAAUAUGUACCCCGUGCUGAUGGCUCAUAUCCUUUAGAGAGCCAGCUGUGACUGAAACCGUUCAGGGCAUUAAAUACGCUUGAGCCGCAAUAUGAAAUACAAAUGUUAUUUACUUUUGUUGCUGAUGGUACCGAUUCCGUUAUCUCUUAAUUAAACCAUUUUCUAUUUAUUAAAGGAUAUUUAAAAUGCAACCAUACAGCCAUGACUUCAAUUUUUUUUUUCACGCAAAUUAUUAAUAUUUAUAAGGAAACAGUGUUUAAACAUAAAAUAAUACACUAUUUUUUAUCAAAAAAUAUGACUUUGAUACUUUAUAACUGCUCAAUAUGUAUAAGAAAAUUAUAUUCAGUAGUUUUGGAACAUCACAAUCAUAAUUAAAGCUGAUAUUAUCCGGUGUGAACUAGCCUUAAAAUCUUUUGUUUCCAAUAUUGUUUUGUUUUAAUUUUAAUCAAUGUAUGAUUUGGGACUUCAUACGCAUUUGUAUUUUAAAUUGAUCUCUGUAAUAAUGUAAAUAAGAGAUAAUAUGGUGUCAAAAGUAUUGUAAAAAAUCUGACCAAAAAAAAGAGGAAAGACGCAUACUAAAUUAAAAGUUUUAAAAUUAAUAUAAACAAUUGUUUAACUUA
Messenger RNA from Vanessa atalanta (red admiral), 2737 nucleotides. RefSeq names its product sorting nexin-2 (gene Snx1). NCBI's taxonomy places the organism in Eukaryota, Metazoa, Arthropoda, Insecta, Lepidoptera, Nymphalidae. The coding region runs from base 113 to 1513 and encodes 466 amino acids. The record is from RefSeq and is a predicted model, not a curated record. Gene Ontology annotation, molecular function: phosphatidylinositol binding. Gene Ontology annotation, biological process: early endosome to Golgi transport. The transcript has 10 exons. Gene Ontology annotation, cellular component: endosome membrane; endosome.